AUGGCGAACAAUCCGAAUGAAGCUCCUGCCGAUAAGCGGUGGAGCAUCUCCUCGGCCCCUCCCCACUUCGUCGCUACGGAGAUCGGCCUAGCUCUGAGCGACGGGAGUGGCUUGUCCUCGACCGCAGCCACUUCGAUGAUGCUCCAGCUCGGCUCUAGCCUCUGGCCACAUAUCCGCUCUCGACGGCGGGGGAGGAGUGGCCGUCGGGGGAUUCCCCGGGGGCCGGUGUUUCCGCUGGGGUUGAGCUUGGAGCUGAGGAAGGGAGGGUUCAUUAAGCCUGAGGGGGCGCCCAGGAGUGGCGAGCGGUUCCCUGAGGAGGUCGUCGAUAGAACAUGA
Messenger RNA from Syzygium oleosum, 336 nucleotides. RefSeq lists its product as uncharacterized. The transcript has a single exon. The coding region runs from base 1 to 336 and encodes 111 amino acids. The record is from RefSeq and is a predicted model, not a curated record. NCBI's taxonomy places the organism in Eukaryota, Viridiplantae, Streptophyta, Magnoliopsida, Myrtales, Myrtaceae.